Messenger RNA from Cicer arietinum (chickpea), 1809 nucleotides. Its product is annotated as pyruvate decarboxylase 1-like. NCBI's taxonomy places the organism in Eukaryota, Viridiplantae, Streptophyta, Magnoliopsida, Fabales, Fabaceae. The record is from RefSeq and is a predicted model, not a curated record. Gene Ontology annotation, cellular component: cytosol. Gene Ontology annotation, molecular function: magnesium ion binding; pyruvate decarboxylase activity; thiamine pyrophosphate binding.
UUUGUAUCUUUCAAGAUGCCAAACAUUCCAACAUCAAAGAAAAAUUCCAACCAUGUUGAUGUCCCAAAUAAUGUAACAAAUGGUAACCAUAAACCUUCAUUGGGUCCAACAACAAGUGACAAUACACUUGGUAACCAUCUUGCAAGACGUUUAGUUGAAAUUGGAAUCAAUGAUGUGUUUGGUGUCCCCGGAUAUUUCAACCUUGCACUUCUUGAUUAUUUGGUAGCUGAACCUAAACUUAAUCUAAUUGGAUGUUGUAAUGAAUUAAAUGCUGGUUAUGCAACUGAUGGGUAUGCUAGAGGUAAAGGUGUUGGAGCAUGUGUUGUUACAUUUAAUGUUGGUGGACUUAGCAUUAUUAAUGCUAUUGCUGGUGCUUAUAGUGAGGAUCUUCCAAUUAUUUGCAUUGUUGGGGCUCCAAAUUCUAAUGACUUUGGUAGUAACAAGAUUCUACAUCACACCAUUGGAUUACCUGAUUUUAGUCAGGAACUUCGUUGCUUUGAACCUGUAACUUGUCACCAGGCUGUAAUAAACCACCUAGAAGAUGCACGUGAAAAGAUUGACACAGCCAUUGCAAUUAGUCUAAGAGAAAGCAAGCCUGUAUAUAUAAGCAUAGCCUGCAACUUGUCUACCAUCGCUCACCCUUCCUUCAUUCAUCACUCUAUCCCAAUUUAUUUGACUCCCAGAGUAACAAACGAACAGAGUUUGGAAUUUGGUGUGGAGGCAGCAGCAAAGAUAUUAAACAAGGCAAUAAAACCAGUAAUGAUAGGUGGUUCAAUGAUGCGAAAGUCAAAAGCAUGUGACACAUUCAUGGAUAUGGCAGAUGCAUCAGGUUAUGCAAUUGCAAUUUUACCUUCAGCAAAAGGAAUGGUUUCAGAAAAUCAUCCUAAUUUCAUUGGAACAUAUUGGGGUGUAGCUAGCUCUUCCUUCUGUUCAGAAAUUGUUGAAUCUUCAGAUGCUUAUUUACUUGCUGGUCCAUUUUUUAAUGAUGUUACUACUAUGGGAUACACAUUAUUAAUUAAAAAGGAAAAAUCAAUUACUGUUUUUCCAAACAGAGUUGUUAUUGGUAAUGGACCUACUUUUGACUUCAUUUCAAUGAAAGAUUUUUUCAAAGCACUUUCCAAAAGACUCCAACGCAACACCACAUCAAUUCAGAAUUAUCGCAGAAUUUUCGUCCCUGAUGGUUUACCAAUUCAUUCUAAGACAAAGGAUCCAUUAAGGAUUAAUGUUUUAUAUCAUCACAUACAAAAUAUGUUGUCUUGUGACAAUGCUGUGAUUGCAGAAUGUGGUGAUGCUUGGUUUAAUACUCAGAAAUUGAAACUUCCACAAGGAUGCGGGUUUGAAGCUCAACUGCAAUAUGCAUCAUUAGGUUGGUCCAUUGGUGCAACUCUUGGUUAUGCUAAAGCUAAUCCACAUAAGAGAGUCAUUACUUGUAUUGGUGAUGGUGGUUUCCAGAUGACAGCACAAGAAAUCUCAACAAUGUUGAGAUGUGGACUAAAUGCCAUAAUCUUUCUAAUAAAUAAUGGUGGUUAUACAACAGAGGCAGAAAUUCAUGAGGGGCCUUAUAAUGUGAUAAAAAAUUGGAACUAUGCUGGACUUGUUGAAACAAUAGAUAAUGGUGAAGGCAAGUGUUGGACUGCCAAGGUACACUGUGAGGAGGAGUUAAUAGAAGCAAUAAGUAUAACAAUGGAGAAAAAGAAUUGUCUAUGCUUUAUUGAAGUGAUGAGUCACAAAGACGAUACAAGCAAAGAACUUCUUAAAAUGGGAAAUAAGCUUGCUGUUCUUGGUGGCCGUCCACCUAUAGAUUACUAA